AUGCGAACCGUACUACUUCUUUGUCUCGUCACACUCAUCAGUCUAGUCGUGGGCGAGGUUCCGCCGCCCCCUCCGAACGAAACUUCACUUGACAUAUGGAGUCUCGCCGUUGAAGAUAGUGGUAGCAUAGUCAAGAGAGCGCCUCCCGGCCCAGCUGAUGACUUUCUAUGGCAGACUUGCGGCUGUCGCGGCCAGAAGCUCCAACUAAUGAAUACGCUCGAUCCAGUAAACGCUGCUAGGUUUGGUACUCCAUUGAACAGUCUAUGGACUGGCACCCUCGAAAACGAACUUACGACCUGGGGUUAUAAAGACAACAGUAUGAAUGAGGACAUCCAGGACCAGUGCGACUUCACGAUGAAACCUAUGUUCGAAGGUGUCCUCCAGACCCUAGGAAUUGGCGCAGGAAGUGCACAGUAUGGCGGACCGAACAAGUGUUUCUCCUAUGUCCACCGAGAUGGCCCCACCGUUCACCGAUUACCAAACGGCCAGAUGCCACCCAGAAACCAACAACGUUAUACUGUUGACGGAGUAAGCUUCAAGGUCACAAACGCUUAUUACACCAUAGGCAUCAACGCGCGGGAUGGCGUCAUCCAUAUGAUCAACCGCAAGUCUCCAGAAUCAGCGGCCAAAAAUCAGUGGGGAGUUGACAAUGUUCCAAAGAACGAGCUACCAGCGCUGAGGUCGAGUUCAGAUAUUGCCUGGGGCAUGUGGGAGAGAAUGAGCCCUGGCAAGUUGGGUAAUAUCAACUACAUCUACUCCCACCAGAUUGUCAACAAAGAAACUCGGCAGAUCAUUUUGAGGGCCUUGGACGGUCAACCACUCAGAACCUGGCCAGGAACUGAGUUCGUAGCUGGAGAAGCCUCUGAGUACUGGGCUUUAUUAGGGUCUCCGAACGGAAUAGCAAUAGGAUACCUUCUUGGGCAGCACAAGCCUCAGUUUGGUCACAACAGAUAUGUUUCCAGUAUACACGUCUUUCAGGGCUCACCAGCGAACCCAGUCUGGAUGACGGGCAUCUUGCCGUGGUUGUGUUUCGUUGUUAAACCGGCACCGUGGCCAGCACCGCAACCCCCCGAUGAGAUAAUGAGCGGAGGAACUGGUUUGGCGCUCAGUAAGCGUGAUCUUGUGGAUGAAGGGCGAGUGUUAGAGCGAUCCAAAGAUGGAAAGAAUAUCGUGAGGAGUCAUAAGGUCUGGGCAAAGUUGUAA
Messenger RNA from Alternaria arborescens, 1203 nucleotides. RefSeq lists its product as hypothetical. NCBI's taxonomy places the organism in Eukaryota, Fungi, Ascomycota, Dothideomycetes, Pleosporales, Pleosporaceae. Bases 1 to 1203 code for a protein of 400 amino acids. The record is from RefSeq and is a predicted model, not a curated record. The transcript has 2 exons.